AUGCGACCCCCGAUGCGGUCAAGCAUUGCCUGCGUCCAUUGUCGGAGGAGUAAAAUAAAAUGUGAGAACGAUGGUGGCAUAAGUGCUUGUGAUAGCUGUGUCAAGACAGGAAAGCAUUGUUCGUACACGCCCCCCGAAACUAACGCCCCGAAGAGAGCCGAGCCGCCUGUGGGGGUAAAACAGGAACGGGACGGAGGUUCGGACAGGAAGAAGCUCAAAAAGAUAGAAGACAUAUCUAAACUAGAUAAUCACCGGGCGACUAUUUUUACCGAGGAUGUGCUCUCGGCGCCUUUCUUAACUGAGGACUUAUGGGAGCAACUACUGGACCUCUAUAAGCUGCACUUUGCCCCUGAGCUUCCGUUCCUUCAUCUUCCUACCAUGAAGGAGAAACUGGGACGAAAAUUCAGGGGCUCUCAAUCGGACAAUGGUUCAGAUUUCAACUUAGUGCUGCUAGGUAUCCUAACCCUAACCGCUCGUUUUCAUCCCGAUCUUGUCAGAUAUCUUGCCCAUAUUUGCAAUAACCAGUCGGGCAACGCCAGGUCUCGGCCAGUUCACACGCAGCUGGACCCUGUUUUGGCGUCUGAAUACUAUGCUGAUGUUCUCACUAUGGCUCUCGGCCCACUACGAACCGCCAUGAAUGUCGCAAGUGUCGAGCGGGUAGCGGCUUUUCUCAUGCUGGGUCUAUUUGAGUGGAGUCAAACGAAGCCCAAGACUGGGGGGCUUGGCGCUUGGAUGUACGUCGGCGUUGCCAUCAGAAUGGCACAGUAUCUUCGCCUUGGUUUUGGCGAUGUUCCCGACCCAGCAGAUCCCAAGGUCAUCGAGUACGACCAUAAAAGCUCGGGCGAGCAGUCGCGGAUGGCAUUGGAAAAGGAAGUCAGGAGGCGGACCAUGUUUAGCUGUCUCAUCCUAGACCGCAUGCUCUCCUGUGGUAGGGAACGAGUGUCCAUCAUACAAUCAGACGAGCUCCAAAUUCAGCUCCCGUGUUCCGAGGACAAAUUCGAUCUUGCGAUGGAAGCGCCCACUGGUUUCAUCAAGGACAAAAGGCGACAUGGCUUAGACGACAGUGUGCUCAGUCGGUUUAUCCAACUGGUUGACUUAUGGGGUGACGUUGCUAAGUUUAGUUCAUCAGGUGGUCGUCUUAAUAAGAAGGAGAGAGAGACGCCACCUUGGUACCCCGAAAGCACGUUCUUCCAGUUAACGAAAAGGCUCGCUGAGUUUGACAAGGAACUUCCAGAUACCUUUACUUUCUCACAAUCGAACUACUUCAAACACGAGAACCACCAGGCUUCUAGUGUAUAUGUGUUAUUACACAUGCUUAGAUGCAUUUGCCUCAUCAUGUUGCACCGGGAGUAUAUACCUUUUGUACCCAUCAGCUGCGAAAAGCCUGUUGGACCAGUUGACCAGCCAACAUUUCCCCCAGAAACAUAUGGCUCGCCGCCGGAUGGUUUCUGGACAGCAAGUGCAGAGCUUGUAUUCAAGGCAGCACGAGGUAUUGUUGAUCUUUUAGAAAUAUGUCAGAGGAAAAACAAAUUGCCACAGUCAACCAUUGUCCUGUUUGCGAUCUGGACCGCUUCCUUUGUAGGGCUCUACGCUGAGCACUUCCCCCUAAUGGACACACAAAAGCACAUGUUGGAAUAUGACUAUGAGAAUAUCCACGAGCCUGAAACUGCAAUUGAAGUAUUUAGGCGCGGGUCGGUGGCAUUCACUCUCGAAGCCCUCCGUAAAAUGGCCACGUGGCAGCAGAUGGCAUCCACUUACGUGCUUAUCCUCGGGCAAAUGGACAAAUUCUUCGAGACCAUCAAGGAGGACUACUAUCGUUUUGCCGCCAAUAACAAAGAGGUGGCAGGAAAUCCAUCGUUGUGGCUUCGACACGGAGGGAAAGGAGGCGCGUUGGAAGAAUACAAGCCACUGUCCUCAACCCUCAAAGAUUUUGGAGCUGUUCAACCAGAAGAGGCUAAUCAUGUAGAUAGCUCGGGUCGGUUAUCGCCAAGUGUGGUGGAUAAGUUACCAGCAUCAGGGGUGGACCUGAUCAAGCCAAAAUUCAAGAAGUCGCCGAGGAUUACUCCAUCUGGCUCCUUUACUGCCAUCAAUCACAUCCCGAUUAUGCCAGCGUCGGAACAAUUCCUGGCAGAAAAGCUAGCUGCCGACCCGGGGUACCUCGGUACCCUAACUCUCGAAGGCGGUUUCUGGCCCUCGUUCAAAAAGGAAGAAGGCCGCCGUAUCGGGGCGAUAGGCGACCUCGGCCUCUUCUCGAGCGGGGUCUCCAAGCACGCCGUCACGGAACUGCCAUUUGGAGAAUCAUCCCACAUCCCCUCCUUGUCGGAUUCAUCGUAUGAGUUUCUGCAGCAGAUAGCUGAAUUAUAG
Molecule: messenger RNA, 2364 nt
Organism: Hypoxylon fragiforme
Lineage: Eukaryota; Fungi; Ascomycota; Sordariomycetes; Xylariales; Hypoxylaceae
Exons: 3
Coding region: 1-2364 (787 amino acids)
Biological process (GO): DNA-templated transcription; regulation of DNA-templated transcription
Cellular component (GO): nucleus
Molecular function (GO): zinc ion binding; DNA binding; DNA-binding transcription factor activity, RNA polymerase II-specific
Source: RefSeq, a predicted model, not a curated record